Messenger RNA from Macadamia integrifolia, 2076 nucleotides. RefSeq names its product protein KINESIN LIGHT CHAIN-RELATED 2-like. The record is from RefSeq and is a predicted model, not a curated record. The transcript has 2 exons. Bases 1 to 1773 code for a protein of 590 amino acids. Gene Ontology annotation, molecular function: protein binding. Lineage: Eukaryota; Viridiplantae; Streptophyta; Magnoliopsida; Proteales; Proteaceae.
AUGGAGUCAUCUGCUGAGCAUCAUCAUCAUCGUCUUCGGCGUUCCACCUCCUCCAGUGCCCUGCCAACCCAUGAAAACAGCAGCUCUACUGCGUUACUGGAAAUAAGAAAAUCAGUGAGCCAGAACGGUAGAUCAAUAACAUACCUGAAACCCAACGAGACAGACGAGAUUGGCGCACCACCUUCCUCCUCCGACCUAGGUUUGCUUCUCCUCCGGGCCGCACAGUCCCUCCAUGCCUCGGGUGAUGAUCCCAUCAAAGCCAAUCGCUUCGCUCUUAAAGCCGCUGAAUUCUUCCAACAAAAGCUAGUCGAAGAAGGUACUACCACCGUUGAGCUCUUAACCAGCUUCCAACUCUUGGCCGCAACCCUCUGUAAACUGGGUCAGUUCGAAGAAGCCAUCCAAGUGCUCCGCAAGUCGGUUUCCUUCUCUUGCUCCUCUGAUUUAAACCUCAACCCAGAACUAGCCAACGCCUCAUUCUCUGUGUUCAUGCACCUCGGGGACAUUUACUUCACAUUGGGUCAUUACGACUCUGCCAUGGAUUCCUUCCGGUCGGGUCUCGAUGUCCAAACCCAGUCACUGGGGCUGUCACAUCCACAGGCCGCCGAAACUUGCAUAUACAUAGCCGAGUCCUACCUGCAACUCAUGUAUUUCAAGGAAGCUGAGGAGCUCUGUUCCCUUGCCCUCAAUAUCCAUCACGAAAACAACAGUAGCUCCAUCGAAGAGGUCGAGGCUAGGAGACUCAUGGGUCUGAUCCACAAUGGCAGAGGCGAAAACAGAGCAGCAUUGGAACAGCUGCUUCUGGCGAGCUCAGCUCUCUCAUCCUUGCCAGAAUCAGAACAGCUAGAAGUGGCAUUCCUUGACGUUAGCAUAGGUGAAACGUUUGUCGACCUGGGUAGAUAUGAUGAGGCUCUGUCCUCGUAUCACAAAGCACUUUCGGUGCUCAAAGCCCUGUACGGAGAAGGGCACACUGCAAUAGCCUCCAUCUUUGUAAGCCUUGCUGACCUUCACCUGAAGAAAGGGAUGAUAAAGGACGCCCAACUCCACUGUGAGGAGGCCCUUCUUAUCUAUGGUAGUAUCGAUGCUAAUGCGUUAAAUUCUGUAGAGGAAGUCGCCAUUGGUUUAACUGCUACUGCAGCUCUGUUUGAGUCCAUGGGAGAACUUAAGCAUGCCAUUUCGCUACUCUACAAGGCUCGUGAGAUCAUAGAAAGCACAUUAGAACACCCAAAUGCGAUAGUUGGUGGGAUUGAGGCGCAGAUUGGGGUAAUGCUGCAGAUGACUGGGAAUCACCGUGAAGCGUAUCUGAUGCUUAGAAGCGCCAUCUCUAGUUAUAGAUUGGUUGAUCAGAAGAAAAGCCUCGUGGUGGGGAAGCUAUUGAAUCAGAUGGGUUUGGCAUGUUUGGGAUUGGAUUCCAUUUGGGAAGCUGCGGAAAAUUUCGAGCAAUCCAAGGAUGUUCUCGAACGGGUCUGUGGUGCCCAUCAUUCCAAUACUCUCGACGUCUGCAUCAACCUUGCCGGAACUUAUGAUGCCAUGGGAAGAGUUGAUAAGGCAAUAGAUCUUCUCGAUGGAAUUCUUGAAGAAAUGGAGAACAGAUUGGGAACGGCCAAUACUGAGGUAGAACAUAUACGGAAAUGGCUCUCCAAAAUGCUAAAAGAAACAGGUCGAUGCAGAACAAGGAAAGCUCAUACCUUACAGGAUCUUCUCCUAUCGCAAAAGAUGGGUCAUGCUGUAAGAUUGAAAGCUACAUCUGAGUGCAGCUGCCCGGGCCCAGAGUGAGUGUCUUCGCUGCACAAAACUAUCUUCACCACAUCAAAAUAGCCAAAUGGGUGUCCAUCAAUCUAUCUGGGUUGUAGCUUUUGCAGUGCAGUGAUUUUGGGACCUUCACACUUCAUUAUUGGCUCAACUUGCCCAAGCAACUUUCAAUCUGAAUCUUCUUCCCUUAGCAGUGGAUUAAUUGCAUAUAUUUUCCUCUUUGCUCUUUUGAUUCUUUUGAUCUUUUGUGACAAAUAUUAAAGUAAAAACAUUGGUAACUUUGAAAUAACAACAACUACCUAGCGUAGGUUGUGAGAUUCUAAUGCA